GGGAGGGGUCAAAAGUACCGGCGGUCUUUAUUAACCUAAGUAUGUUGCCCAGUCAACAAACUGAUCAACCUGCUUCACAGGCAAAGGCACACACGCUGGUCUUAACGUUACAUUUUCAACGAGUGGUGGAAGACAUGGAGUUUGACCUUUCAAUUGAGCUGUUUGACAACAUCACUGACAACAUCACAGAGGAGUCCGGAGACUUCGGUCUGGAGUUCCAGGAGCCAUGUGGCAGUGCGCUGAGCAGCGAAUUCAACAAGGUCUUCCUACCGACGGUUUACGGAAUAAUAUUCAUUCUAGGGACCAUUGGCAAUGGAUUAGUCGUUGUUGUCAUGGGCUACCAGAAAAAAGUCAAAACUAUGACGGACAAGUACCGGCUCCAUCUCUCUGUGGCUGAUCUCCUGUUCGUCCUCACGCUGCCCUUCUGGGCCGUGGAUGCAGCCAAGCACUGGUACUUCGGAAGUUUCCUAUGUGUGUCAGUGCACAUGAUCUACACAGUCAACCUGUACAGCAGCGUGUUGAUCCUGGCCUUCAUCAGUCUAGACAGGUACUUGGCAGUCGUGCGGGCCACUAACAGCCAAGCCACAAGAAAGCUGCUUGCAAGCAGAGUGAUCUAUCUGGGUGUGUGGCUGCCUGCAGCCAUACUGACUGUACCUGACAUGGUAUUUGCCAGGGUGCAAGACACAGAGUCUUCAAAAUACCUCUUUACAGAUGAGAGCAUGAAGACUGCAGACCCCAAGACCAUCUGCCAGCGCAUCUACCCGGAGGAGAGCAGUCUCAUAUGGACAGUUGUUUUCCGCUUCCAACACAUCCUGGUGGGCUUCAUCCUGCCCGGUUUGGUCAUCCUCAUCUGCUACUGCAUCAUUAUUGCCAAGCUGUCGCAAGGCGCCAAGGCCCAGGCGCUGAAGAAGAAAGCUCUCAAAACCACGGUCAUCCUCAUCCUGUGUUUUUUCACUUGCUGGCUGCCCUACUGUGUUGGCAUCUUUUUGGACAAUCUCAUAAUGCUGAAUGUGGUCCCUACAUCCUGUGAACUGCAACAGGCAGUGGAGAAGUGGAUUUCUAUCACUGAGGCGCUGGCUUAUUUUCACUGCUGCCUAAACCCCAUCCUCUAUGCUUUCCUGGGAGUUAAGUUUAAGAAAACAGCCAGGAGCGCACUGACAGUCAGCAGCAAAUCAAGUCAGAAAGUGACUCUCAUGACUAAAAAGCGAGGGCCAAUUUCAUCCGUGUCAACUGAGUCAGAGUCUUCAAGUGUUUUGUCAAGUUAACAAACAGCUUUCAUUAGAGUCUGUGACUUGAUACUCUCAGGAGAGAAUAUAACUAAGCUUUAAUUUCAAAGAACUUACUACAUUUUGUACAGAUGUAAAAAAGAUUGUUUUAUACAUUGUGAUUUGUUUGCCUUGUGUUCUGCAAUUGUAUGUCUUGUAAGGGUUUUUAUUACCUUUUUUCAAAGUUUUAUGUUCUUCAAAGCAGAUUGUAUCCUCAGGCAGUGCUUCAUUUCCAUUAAUUCAGCUUUACAAUCAAGGUCCAUUUUCCCUGUUUUCAUCUUUACAACCAGUUUUGCUGUAUCAAAGCUCCAGCAUACAAUGCCCAUUUCUAUUUUCAGGGACAGUAGCUGCUUUUGGAAAGGUGUACAUAGUUUGUAGCAUUUGUGUGUUCGCACUUAAGUUGUGUGAUUAUCUGAAAGCUAUUAUUUAUUGCUGUCAUUCACACUGGAAGUUUUGUAAAGAAAGAGACUGCAUGCUGCUUUUUUACUAUUUUAAAGUUGUGUUGUUUUUAAAAAAUGUAAAAAUAAAGAAUUAAAUCCUUCUCAUAA
Molecule: messenger RNA, 1813 nt
Organism: Lates calcarifer (barramundi perch)
Lineage: Eukaryota; Metazoa; Chordata; Actinopteri; Centropomidae
Product: C-X-C chemokine receptor type 4
Exons: 2
Coding region: 42-1265 (407 amino acids)
Biological process (GO): chemotaxis; immune response; neurogenesis
Cellular component (GO): membrane
Molecular function (GO): chemokine receptor activity
Source: RefSeq, a predicted model, not a curated record